Molecule: messenger RNA, 23230 nt
Organism: Coregonus sp. 'balchen'
Lineage: Eukaryota; Metazoa; Chordata; Actinopteri; Salmoniformes; Salmonidae
Source: the annotation of a GenBank genome assembly
AUCAUCAACCAGGAUAUCAACCCCUAUGUGGACCAAUGGGAAGCAGAGGGGAUAUUUCCUGCCCACAAAGUCUUCAAGCUCCUUGGAAACGCCGGGUUUCUGGGUGUCAACAAGCCAGUUGGUACGAACUUCUUCUGUCUCUUCCUCUAUGAAAUUAAAUUGUCUCAAAUCACCCAGUUAAUAACUUUUUCUGAGCUAUUUCUUUGCCUGAUUCUGAUUAAUUUGUGGGAAAUUAUGCUUAACCUAUUUCACGUUCUCCCCCUUAUAAAACUGUGUCAGUUGAAAGCACUUCCCUUUGAAGAGAAGAGGACGGCUAAUUUCAGACGAUAAAGAUGGUUUCAUUAAUUGAGUGUUUUCAUGAACAUUCACCUGAAUCGGAGUGAGACGAGGAGCAGCAUGAAAAUAAGAAAAUGGUGAAGCCUCAUUCCCCGUGAAAGGGUCUCGAAAGAUACAGCAGCAGCAAGCGAUAAUGGGUUCCUCAUAGACCCCUGAGCGCCCAAUGUGUCAAACUAGGCACUGCUCUUCAUCAAAACUCAACAAAAGAGCCUCUCAAGGGCUAGCGUGAGAAAAUGAAGUUGAGUAAUUUCGUUGCAUACCAGACUCAAGAUGAUUUAUAUGCCUAAAAUGACAUCAUUUUCAUAAGAAAAGUUAAGACGUGCUUAGCAUGUCAUUCUGGCUUUGGCCCAGAAGUAGCGACCAUAUUGUGGUGAGUGUAGAUAUUUGUAGAUGUUUGGAGUCACAUCUCACAAAACCUGUUAGUCCUAUCUCCAUUCCAGAUACUGUCCUUUACCACUGUGAAAAAACGAUGAUACUUUUUGUCAUAUUUUAAUAAUCCAGACAGUAUAUGGUAUAAGACGUUUGAGAAUUUUUAAAGUGAUGAUUCAUUCCAAAAUCUAAUUAUGUCAAUGUUUUCGGACCUCCAAGUCCCACUACCCACCAAUCUAGAUCCAAAUACUGCAUAUCAACCCCAAAUGACUAGAAAAGACAACUCAUCUUGACAUUAGUCCCCAUAGAUGUCAAAACAUCUAACAAACUUUGAUUUUAAAGUGAAAUACUACAGAGAACAAUGCAGUGGGUAUUGUUGUCGUGGUGGGCCCUAUGGGGAAAUUGGCUCAUAAAUCUAGCUAAGUCAGAGGAGAGUGGGGCGAGCAGCAUUACAAAGUGCUAACUACAGAGCCCUUCAGCAUUAACAGGCUGGAUUAGAGAGAAGGGGGACAAGGAAGUCUGUCCCAGACACACCAGAUCACCAGAUGGUAUAUUAGAUCAUCUCUUUAUGGUUAAUCCCACACUGUGUCAGAGAGAGAGACUACCGCUGAGACGAGACACAUAUUGCUAAUAGACUAUAUUGCUGAUAGCCUAUAUUGCUGGUAGGCCUACUUGUGUUAUUAUUGUAUAUAUUCAAGAAUACCACAAGAGUUGAGGAUACACUUUUUGGAACUUUAUCUAGACUUGAUCAGAACAGACGUUACAGGACAUUGGAAUCUCUCUCUUGCACCAGCUUACAUACCAAUGUAAACUGGUGCAAGAGAGAGAUUCCAAUGUCCUGUAACAUACCCCAUAAUAUACCCUGCUUGCUUAGCGAGUACCAUUUCCUCCAGAUUUGGCUCACACAAGGUUUGAACCCAGGACCUCUGUCUUGCUGCUAGUAAACGUGACCGUGACUGCCCUCCUGAAGUGUCUUGCCAGUCGGCACCAUGCGAACAAAAGUCACUCCCGUUUAGCAACUGUAAAUUGCUUUGGCACAAUAGGCAUCAAGUCACUUGCCGAUAAUGUUGCAUACACCGUUGCGUACAGCAUUUGAAAGGUCUAUCAUUUUCAUCAAACACACAAUCAAAGUUAACAUAAGCCCUAGAUGCCCAAUUGCCCAAUUUAUGGCAUUUUAACAAUGUGAUAUUGCACUCCAAGUGUAUAACUUGAAAUAACAUGAUGUAGGUAAUUAAAUAAAACAUAUUUUUUUAUUAGCCUAGUGGUUAGGUGUGCUCUUUAGUGUAUUGUCAGCUGGGUGUUCAACCAGUCUUUGCUGGGAACACUAGUUGCUACCGUAGGCGCACACCAGGUGCUUUCCAUUUUGCCCUGGUGAGUCAGUACUGCCAGCAGCUGCCAAUGCCGAACCCCGGCGGCGGUUAACUAACCCGGAAAACUCAAUAUCUGAGUUUGGGUCUGUGGAACCCUUGGUGGAGGAAAUACCAGAAUGAUCUCCAGCCGUCUUGACACUGUCUUGCCACUGGAUACAGAUGACACUGGACGAGAGAGUGAGGUCGAAGCUGCGCAACUCUCCCUCACUUCAAAGCGCAAGUCAUGAAACCAUCACCCAUAGUCCUGUGGCUUUCGGCGAAUGAUGAAGCUGUAGCCGUGGUCUCGCACACAGGUUAUUGGGUCGCUUUUCACUGGACUGAAGCAGCAGUGGAACUGAGUGUCUGAGCAGUACUAUUCAGGUUCACACUGCUCAUCUCCCCAGCAUGAGGAAGGGGCUAGAAAAGGUGCCCUAAACAUUGUCUGCUUUACUUUACCCUGACCAGCCUACCGCAGCUGGAAGGGAUCCCAACUCAGCAGUGGAACAAAGAAAAGAAAAGUGACACCACUUAAUAUUGGUGCUUGGAAUGUGCGCACACUUAUGGACACUGCUGGACCAAACAGACCUGUGAGACGUACACUCUUGUAGGCAGAAAACGUGCCAGAUACAAAAUGGACAUUGCCGCCAUAAGUGAGACCCAGCUAGCUGACACGGGACAGAUUGCAGAAGUUGGAGCCGGUUGCACCUUCUUUUGGAGUCGGCAUGGAAAAUAGGUUUUGGUUUUGCAGUAAAAUCUCACCUGGUCAACCAACUGUCAAGCUUACCUAAGGGUAUGAUGACCCUGAAGCACCAUUUACCAGGCAAAAAGCAGGUCACCAUCAUAAACAAUCUUCAAACUACCCAACCACAAGAAAACAAUAUGGAUGUACAGUCCAAACACUGGCAUUGAUUGACAAUGGCAUUGUCAGGAGGAGAGACAGACAAGAUGUCAAGGGUGAAAAAGGCCAUGUGCGAUGCAGAAUGCUGGAUAGAUCACCGACUCAUUAUCUCCAAGCUCAACAUCCAGAUCAAACCUCCCAGAUGUCCACAAGGCAAAAUAUCCUCUAAAGGACUCAACAUCUCUCGGCUGAAAGAGGAGAACAUCCGGCAGCACUUUGUUGAAGCCCUAGACCACUGUUUGGAGUCCUUAUGCCUUGAUUCGGAAGACGCUGAGGCAGAUUGGACAGCUUUCAUAAAUCUGCUGCAUUCUACAGUGCUCAAAACAGUUGGUGCCGCCACACGCAAACACCAAGACUGGUUAGAUGAGAAUGAUGCAGAGAUUCAGGCACUCCAUGAUGAUAAACAUCCGAAGGACUGUCCAGUUCAAGCUUAGAGCUAUGCAGGAUGCUUGGCUCAGUCAGAAAGCAGAGGAGAUUAAAUCGUAUGCCAACAGCAACAACACAAAGCAUUUAUACGAUGCACUCAAGUCAGUCUAUGGCCCACAACCCUCAAGAACCUCACCUCUCCUGAUUGCGGAUGGAACUACACUGAUCAGAGAGAGAGAGAGAGAAAAUCCUUGCCAGAUGGGCUGAACACUUCAACUCAAUAAAUGAAGAAGCAAUCAACAGGCUGCGGCAAGUUGAAAUGACCCUGUCUCUUGCAGACCUACCCACCCUGGAGGAAACAAAAAAAAGCAUCUGUCUCCUCUCAUUGGGAAAAGCUCCAGUAGCUGACACCAUACCAGCUGAAAUCUACAAGGUGGGAGGGCCUUGUUUGGUUGAGAAGCUAACCGGCCUCUUCCAGUCAUUGUGGAGACAAGAAGCUGUCUCUCAGGAGUUUAAGGAUGCCUCGAUUAUCCACCUCGACAAGAGGAAAGGCAAUCGCCAAGCCUGUGACAAUCACAGAGGUAUAUCCUUGCUGUCAAUUGCUGGAAGAAUCUUAGCUAGAAUCCUCCUGAACCGUUUAAAAGAACACCUAGACCAAGACCUGCUGCCCGAAACCAGUGUGGCUUCAGAAAGAACUGUGGAACAACUGACAUGGCGUUUGCAGCUUGCAAACACCCAAGAAAAAUGCCAGGUGCCAUACUCUGACCUGUACCUCACCUUUUUCGACCUGACAUAGGCUUUUGACACCAUAAGGGCCUCUGGAAGAUCAUGGCAAAGUUUAAUCACAAUGGUGUGUCAGUUCCAUGAUGGCAUGAUGGCUAGUGUGCAAGAUCACCAAGAGUCCUCUGAGCAGUUUCCAGUCACAAACGGAGUGAAGCAAGGCCGUGUUCUAGCACCAACCUCGUUUAGCAUGAUGCUCUCCACCAUGCUGCAAGAUGCCUUCCCAAAUGACCACACUGGGAUCCGUUUCAUCUACCGCAUUGAUGGGGGGCUUUUCAACCUGAGGAAGAUGCAUGCCAAAACAAAGGUGGAGGAGGUGACUCUCCGCGACCUCUUGUUUGCAGAUGACUGCACACUAGCUGCUGGCUCACUUGCUGACCUGCAGAUCCUCAUGGACAACUUUUCAUCUGCCUGUGACAACUUCAGCCUCACAAUCAGUACAAAGAAGACCGAAGUUAUGUACCAACCUGCCCCCGGUAAUCCUUACGUGACCGAACCAUCUCUGUGAAAGGUCAGACAAAUUGACUUACCUUGGUAGCACAAGUGUUGUGUCCCGUGUGGUUCACAUAGACGAUGAAACAAACAACAGCAUCACCAAGGCUAGUGCAGCCUUUGGCCGUCUGCCAGAUUCUGUGUUUUAUUUUUACCCACUUUUUCUAGUCUGAGAUGUUUUGUGGUCUAUCCCCAAUAUAAAGCUUGCCUAUGCUAAAACGUUGACUAACGUGGCAAGCUCUCAAAGUAUGCUGUAUGAGUCUGGUUAGAUUGAUUGGAAUGGGAGAGGAUUACACCGACCAGGAGGCUUAGGCCUGUACUGUUGGGAUGGAGAAAUACCAGAUGGACUGGGAAUGGUUUUCACAGAAGAAAUAGCCUUAUUGUAUGGGACACCUUUAAAUGUGCCUUUAGAGGCCAUGCAAUUCAGUACUCAUCUCGAAAACAAAAGCAAUUUAGGUCAAAAGAGUCCACACUAACAAAGGAAAUAGAAGGUCUAACAGAACAGAUAGAUAGCAAUAAAAACUGUAACAUAGAGGCUCAGAAUAAAUUAGAGGAAAAACAAAAAUAAAUUGAGAAACUUAUUCAAGAAAGAUCAAGUGUAAUAUAUUAUAAAAAUAAAGCAAACUGGAUGGAAUAUGGGGAAAAAUGCACCAAAUUAUUUUUUAAUCUUCAACAUAGGAAUGCUACCAAAAAUAAUUUAUUGAAACUGGUUACCCAUGAUUCACCAAAUGAUAUUUUGAAGGAGGAAACAAAGUACUUUAAGCAUACGUUUUCGUUUGUCGCCUCCAUCUCCUCUAACUGAAGCAAAUUGUAGAGAUUAUUUUUCUAUUGAUAAUGUAAAAUUAGCAGCCAUGCAGAAAGACUCAUGUGAAGGUGAAAUUACAGAGGAGGAAUUUCUGGAUGCAAUUAAAGUCCGGGAAAACUCCAGGGUUGGAUGGCAUACCAGUCGAGGUAUACCAAACCUUUUUUGAUAUACACAGAGGACCGUUAUUAGCAUGUUUUAACCACUCCUAUGUAAAUGGUAGAUUAUCAGACACUCAAGAAGAAGGUCUGAUUUCAUUAUUACUGAAACAGGAUACAAGUGGAAAAUAUAAAGAUCCAGUCCAUUUAAAAAAUUGGAGGCCCCUAACACUUCAGUGUUGUGAUGCAAAAAUUCUAGCAAAAUGUAUAGCGCAUAGAAUUAAAAAGGUAUUGUCGGACAUUAUUCAUUCUAAUCAGACAGGUUUUUUACAUGGGCGAUACAUUGGAGAUAAUACAGUGAGGGAAAAAAGUAUUUGAUCCCCUGCUGAUUUUGUACGUUUGCCCACUGACAAAGAAAUGAUCAGUCUAUAAUUUUAAUGUUAGGUUUAUUUGAACAGUGAGAGACAGAAUAACAACAAAAAUAUCCAGAAAAACGCAUGUAAAAAAUGUUAUAAAUUGAUUUGCAUUUUAAUGAGGGAAAUAAGUAUUUGACCCCCUCUCAAUCAGAAAGAUUUCUGGCUCCCAGGUGUCUUUUAUACAGGUAACGAGCUGAGAUUAGGAGAAUACUCUUAAAGGGAGUGCUCCUAAUCUCAGAUUGUUACCUGUAUAAAAGACACCUGUCCACAGAAGCAAUCAAUCAAUCAGAUUCCAAACUCUCCACCAUGGCCAAGACCAAAGAGCUCUCCAAGGAUGUCAGGGACAAGAUUGUAGACCUACACAAGGCUGGAAUGGGCUACAAGACCAUCGCCAAGCAGCUUGGUGAGAAGGUGACAACAGUUGGUGCGAUUAUUCGCAAAUGGAAGAAACACAAAAGAACUGUCAACCUCCCUCGGCCUGGGGCUCCAUGCAAGAUCUCACCUCGUGGAGUUGCAAUGAUCAUGAGAACGGUGAGGAAUCAGCCCAGAACUACACGGGAGGAUCUUGUCAAUGAUCUCAAGGCAGCUGGGACCAUAGUCACCAAGAAAACAAUUGGUAACACACUACUCCGUGAAGGACUGAAAUCCUGUAGCGCCCGCAAGGUCCCCCUGCUCAAGAAAGCACAUAUACAUGCCCGUCUGAAGUUUGCCAAUGAACAUCUGAAUGAUUCAGAGGAGAACUGGGUGAAAGUGUUGUGGUCAGAUGAGACCAAAAUGGAGCUCUUUGGCAUCAACUCAACUCGCCGUGUUUGGAGGAGGAGGAAUGCUGCCUAUGACCCCAAGAACACCAUCCCCACCGUCAAAUAUGGAGGUGGAAACAUUAUGCUUUGGGGGUGUUUUUCUGCUAAGGGGACAGGACAACUUCACCGCAUCAAAGGGACAAUGGACGGGGCCAUGUACCGUCAAAUCUAGGGUGAGAACCUCCUUCCCUCAGCCAGGGCAUUGAAAAUGGGUCGUGGAUGGGUAUUCCAGCAUGACAAUGACCCAAAACACACGGCUAAGGCAACAAAGGAGUGGCUCAAGAAGAAGCACAUUAAGGUCCUGGAGUGGCCUAGCCAGUCUCCAGACCUUAAUCCCAUAGAAAAUCUGUGGAGGGAGCUGAACGUUCGAGUUGCCAAACGUCGGCCUCGAAACCUUAAUGUCUUGGAGAAGAUCUGCAAAGAGGCGUGGGACAAAAUCCCUCCUGAGAUGUGUGCAAACCUGGUGGCCAACUACAAGAAACGUCUGACCUCUGUGAUUGCCAACAAGGGUUUUGCCACCAAGUACUAAGUCAUGUUUUGCAGAGGGGUCAAAUACUUAUUUCCCUCAUUAAAAUGCAAAUCAAUUUAUAACAUUUCUGACAUGCGUUUUUCUGGAUUUUUGUUGUUAUUCUGUCUCUCACUGUUCAAAUAAACCUACCAUUAAAAUGAUAGACUGAUAAUUUCUUUGUCAGUGGGCAAACGCACAAAAUCAGCAGGGGAUCAAAUACUUUUUUCCUCACUGUAUUUGGCUAACUAUUAAACUAACUGUUUAGCAGUUUUAUGGCUUGGGGGUAGAAGCUAUUCAGGGUCCUGUUGGUUACAGACUUGGUGCAUCGGUACCGCUUGCCGUGUGGUUGCAGAGAGAGCAGUCUAUGACUUGGGUGGCUAGAGUCAUUGAAAUUGUUUAGGGCCUUCCUCUGACAGCACCUGGUAUAUAGCUCCUGGAUGGCAGGGAGCUCGGCCCAAGUGAUGUACUGGGCCGUACGUACUACCCUCCAGCGUCUUGCGGUCGGUUGCCAAGCAGUUGCCAUACCAGGCGGUGAUGCAGCCAGUCAGGAUGCUCUUGAUGGUGCAGCUGGAUAACUUUUGGAGUAUAUGAGGGUCCAUGCUAAAUCUUUUCAGCCUCCUGAGGGGGAAGAGACGUUCUUGUGCCCUCUUCACGACUGUGUUGGUGUGUGUGUGGACCAUGAUAGAUCCUUAUCUUCAGAUGACGACACAUUUUUUGCUGAGAACGAUGAGGGACUUGUAGAGCGCAGGGAUAAUUUGAAAUGCAAACAUGAACGCGGUGCGAGUGUGGAGUGUUGGAAUGAAAGUUCUAGGGCAUAAAGGCAAAUAAGGGUAACUCAGGCCCUUUAGUACCAAGCAAGCACAAGCUUAAACUUCUAUUUCAAAGCUUUUCAUUUCUUGGAACAUCUCUUUCUUGGCGCUGUGGUACAGUACAAAACAAAAUCUGGCAGAUAUCAACGUAUGAAACAUUCACAUUUAGACUAUUUAUUUAUCCAUAGGUCACGACCAACCCACUCCAGUUUCUACAAAUGAUAUCCACGUUUGGAGGCACUGUACUGGAGCCAGCCUUCACAUUAAUAAAGCUUCAGAGCCAGAUUGCUCUUCAGCUGAUUAUCUCAUAGGAACAAAGCUCUACGGCUCACAAACACAAACACACCCCUUUUCUUCCAGAAGGAAAAUAACCAGAACAGGAAAGUGUUGCCCAGGCAACGGGGAGCAGAACAUGGGUGACCUUUCCCUUCCUGUGUGCGUGUGCGUGUGCGUGAUGUUAUUCCACGCCCAGUCAGGACAGUGGGAUCCAGAGUUCAGCCUCUGACAUUGGCCCGUCUCCGGACCGACUUACGAGGCUUGGCAACCCGGACGGGUUUUCCACUGGCCAGCAUUUUUCUGAUAGUUCUGUUAUGAUGGUCCAAUGUUAUGUUACCCCUGACUUUCUCCCUCGCUGUCCUCCACUCUUCAUCCUUAGUCAUUACAUUUACAUUACAUUUAGCAGACGCUCUUAUCCAGAGAGACUCAUGUAGUAAUAACAUAAUUAUAUUACACAUACUGUACAAGUAACUCGUUAUUAUUGUACUAAGCUAAGGGAUUAAUGAGUACACUUACUUUUUUUGCAUUCUAUUUUACUUACUGUAGAAUUCUCAUUAUGACGUGUCAUUGGAAUACAUUGUAGUCCAGUGAGCCAAUUGGGUCUAUCAUUGUGGCAGUCGUCAUUGAUACACCCAUGAGUGAUUCAUUGGUCUAGAGACUUCCCAUGUUCGCCUCCCUCUGGAGUCACGGCCAAUUAAAUGGUUCGCUCUCAGACAACUAUUCCACUGAUUUACAGUGUGUUUAAUCUACAUGCAUGUUCAAUACAGCAAUCGAUGAGGAUGACUGUCUGUCUUAGAAACCCAUUGAUUUGCUACACUCUCGAGCACUACUCUCAUAUUGUUAGGGCUCAUUUUGCAAUAGAGGGGCUUAUAAUGGAGUUGGUUGACCUUAUGAAGGGCUUAUGUAGACCUUAUGAAGGGCUUAUGUAGACCUUAUGAAGGGUUUAUGAAGGCUUCAUUAAGCCCCUCAUGUUUUGUUGGUUUUAGGUGGGUCAAUGUUGUGCUAUAGUAGGACCCCGUCCUGUAACAACACACAUGUAAGGGAUAUUUAUGGCUGACAGUGAUUCUGUUUGCUUUCCUUCGUUCCACUAUCACGUCCGGCUGUUUUGCUAAAAUUCUAAAACUGCAUUUCCCUCCGUCUAUAUUGUCCUCCACAGGGUUCCAGGCCUGUCACACAUUUAUCUCCACACAGCUGUGCCCAUUUCCUCUAUUUUUUCCUCUAGUUUCUGGCCCUGAUUUUCAGUGUUUUCCUUGUCCUGCCACAGUUUUCCCCCUGGCUGCAAUAUUCUGAUAGCCAUUUGGCAGGUGACUCUGACCCUUCUGUCUGGAGAGGAGAGAAGAGAACUCUCUGGUGUCAGUGUUCUUGUUGUUCUUCAUCCUCGUCAUCAUUAGUGUCUCGUUUUAUCCGUGACUACACGGUUUGUGGUGUUCAUAACUAACAUGAUGAAAUAUGACAGAGGUGUCAGACUGUUGUCAUGCUCCCAUUGAAUUACUGUAUGGUUCCAGUCGGCAGAUUAGAGCUAGUUGAUUAAUGUAAAUUGUCCAAUUUUGAUAUUCCAGUGAGAAGUAAAUAAAUCAUUUCUAAUGUAUUCUAUUUUCUGUGUCACCUUACAGAUGCUUUUGGAGUGUCAUUGAGUACAAACACACAUAAAUACUUUCCUAGCCUUGAUUAUUAGGUUGCCGGGCAACCAGGCUACUAGGAUAUGCUAACGUUAUGCUAAAGCCUAUAUAAUUGAUUUUGUAGUACAAUAAAGUUACUUUAAGAUGAUUUGGACGUGAAGUGCGGAAAAUGCUAAUAUAGGAAAUAUUGACUUGCAUUGGAUUGUGCCAAAAAAGCAAAAAGGUUAGCAUUUGGAGACAGUGGCUAGGUAAACUAAAAGCAUGGAUUGCUGUCUUACCAUGUCCAUAGACUGCUUAUAGGGUAAGGAAACCAAUAUGUCAUGUUUUAAUGUGGAUCACUAUCCCUUUAAGAGGGUGUUUGUAUGUUAUGUGUCCUAGGUGAACUAUCCCUUUAAGAGGGUCUUUGUUUAAGUUUCAAGUUUUAAUGUCACAUGCACAAGUACAGUGAAAUGCCUUUCUUGCAAACUCAAAACCCAACAAUGCAAUAAUCAAUAACAAUGUAUUACUAGAAAAAAACACAUGAGAAAUAAGAAUAGGAAAUAUUAAAUACACAAUUAUGUAAGUAAGCAUACUAUAUACGGGAAAUAUUUAAAAAGUCAGUUCCAAUACCAUACAGUGAGGGAAAAAAGCAUUUGAUCCCCUGCUGAUUUUGUACGUUUUCCCACUGACAAAGAAAUGAUCAGUCUAUAAUUUUAAUGGUAGGUUUAUUUGAACAGUGAGAGACAGAAUAACAAAACAAAAAUCCAGAAAAACGCAUGUCAAAAAUGUUAUAAAUUGAUUUGCAUUUUAAUGAGGGAAAUAAGUAUUUGACCCCCUCUCAAUCAGAAAGAUUUCUGGCUCCCAGGUGUCUUUUAUACAGGUAACGAGCUGAGAUUAGGAGCACACUCUUAAAGGGAGUGCUCCUAAUCUCAGUUUGUUACCUGUAUAAAAGACACCUGUCCACAGAAGCAAUCAAUCAAUCAGAUUCCAAACUCUCCACCAUGGCCAAGACCAAAGAGCUCUCCAAGGAUGUCAGGGACAAGAUUGUAGACCUACACAAGGCUGGAAUGGGCUACAAGACCAUCGCCAAGCAGCUUGGUGAGAAGGUGACAACAGUUGGUGCGAUUAUUCGCAACUACAAGAAACGUCUGACCUUUGUGAUUGCCAACAAGGGUUUUGCCACCAAGUACUAAGUCAUGUUUUGCAGAGGGGUCAAAUACUUAUUUCCCUCAUUAAAAUGCAAAUCAAUUUAUAACAUUUUUGACAUGCGUUUUUCUGGAUUUUUGUUGUUGUUAUUCUGUCUCUCACUGUUCAAAUAAACCUACCAUUAAAAUUAUAGACUGAUCAUGUCUUUGUCAGUGGGCAAACGUACAAAAUCAGCAGGGGAUCAAAUACUUUUUUCCAUCACUGUAUUUACAUGUGCAGGGGAUACUGGAGUGAUGGAGGUAGAUAUGUAUAGGGGUAAGGGGACUAGGCAACAGGAUAUAAGAUAAACAGUGUAGCUGCAGCUUGUAUGUGAGCGGGUGUGUAGAGUCAGUAUAAAUGUAUGUGCAAAUUAUGGAGUUAGUGUUUGUGUGUGUGUUGGAGUGACAGUGUGUAGGGCCCUGUUAGUGUGGAUAGAGACAGUGCAAGGAUUGAAAUAAAAGGUCAAUAAAGAUACAAGGUUAACUCAGAUAGUCCAUGUAGCUAUUUUGUUAGCUAUUUAUCAGUCGUAUUGCUUGGGGAUAGAAGCUGUUCAAGAGCCUGUUGGUGUCAGACUUGAUUAAUCGGUACCUCUUGCCGUGCGGCAGCAGAGAAAAUAGUCUAUGGCUUGAGUGGUUGGAGUCUUUGACGAUUUUCCGGACCUUCUUUUCACAGCGCCUGAUAUAGAGGUCCUGGAUGGCAGGGAGCUCUGCCCCAGUGAUGUACUGGGCUCUCCGCACAACCGUCUGUAGCACCAUGCGAUCGAGGGCGGUGUUAUUGCCAUACCAAGCAGUGAUGCAGCCAGUCAAUAUGCCCUCAAUGGUACAACUGUAGAACCUUUUGCCAAACUUUUUCAACCUCCUGAGGGGGAAGAGGCACUGUCGCGCCUUCUUCCCGACUGUGUGUGUGUUUGGACCAUUUUAAGUCUUUAGUGAUUUGGACACCGAGGAAGCUGUCGACCUGCUCCGCUGCCGCCCCGUCUAUGUGGAUGGGGAUGUGCUCGCCCCCCCGUUUCCUGUAGUUCAUAAUCAGCUCCUUGGUCUUGCUGACGUUGAGGGAAAGGUUGUUGCUCCAGCACCACACUGCCAGGUCUCUGACCUCCUCCCAGUAUGCUGACUCAUCGUCGCCGGUGAUCAGGCCUACCACCGUCAUGUCGUCAGCGAACUUGAUAAUGGUGUUGGAGUCGUGCGUGGCCACACAGUUGUGGGUGAACAGGGAGUACAGGAGGGGACUAAGCACACACCCCUGUGGGACGCCUGUGUUAAGGGUCAGCGUGGCAGAGGUGAUGUUGCCUACCCUCACCACCUGGGGUCGGCCCGUCAGGAAGUCUAGGAUCCAGUUGCAGAGGGAGGUGUUCAGACCCAGAGUCCUAUGCUUGGUGAUGAGCUUGGAGGGGACAAUGAACAGCAUUCUCACAUAGGUAUCCCUCUUAUCUAGGUGGAUGAGGCCAGUGUGGAGAGCAAUUGAGAUUGCAUCAUCUAUGGAUCUGUUUGGGCGGUAUGCAAAUUGGAGUGGGUCUAUGGUGGCUGGGAUGGUGGAGUUAAUGUGUGCCAUAACCAGCCUCUCAAAGCACUUCAUUAUUACAGAAGUGAGUGCUACAGGGCGGUAGUCGUUGUGUUUAUGUGUCCUGUGCAGAGUAUGGAGGCCUGGGCCUGGACUUCAGCUACAGUAUAGCCGUGUCAGAGGAGCUGGGCAACAUCCGCUGUGGAGGCAUCCCCAUGGCCAUCGGAGUCCAGACUGACAUGGCCACACCUGCCCUGGCCAGGUAAUGUAUAUACUGCACCCAUCUGGCCCAUAGCCAUGCUAUUUUCAUUAUGAGCCAAUCAAGCAAGUAAUUUCAUUUGAAUUUUUGUAUAAUAUUUGAUUAGAGGAAAAUAAAAACAUACGAUCACAUCGUUCCUCCCCCCUAAUCCUUCAGAACAUUCCCUUUUGACCCCCCUCCCUCUAUCUCCCACCCCUACCCUUCCCAAUGACAUUUAAUUUCUAUGGUAAACUUAAAGUAUGAAGAAAAAAAUGUAUGCACUCACUAAUUGUAAGUCGCUCUGGAUAAGAGAGUCUGCUAAAUGACUAAAAUGUAAAAUGUAAUGUAAACUUAAUCAAUUAGUCUCUGUUUCCCACUGACACGCACACACAAGAAACAUUUGUAAAGUAAAGCUUUUGUGAAGACUUAGAGACCACCCACUCUUCUGAAAUCUUAGUUUCAACAUGCACACCAACAAUCCAAAACUAGGACUUAGUGGCUUCAAUAAGUAAUCAUUUACAGAUGUUUAAAUACUUUAGAAUAUAUCAUGUUGUUGAUGAUGAGUCAAGCAGCUGUAUGCAGGCUAUUCAUUAUACAUAGCACUUUUUCUACUUGCCCAGAGUCAGAUGAACUUAUGGAUUCCAUUGUUAUGUCUCUAUGUGCAGUUUGAAAGAAGUUGAAGGUAGUUUUCAAGCUAACGCUAACUAGCGUUAGCGCAAUGACUGGAAGUCUACCGAAACAGUUGCUUGAACAGCUCUUUAACCCCAUUGUCUCUGUGUGUUGUGGUACUGUAGGUUUGGCUCUGAAGAGCUGAAGAAGGAGUUUCUGCUGCCCUCCAUAAUGGGAGACAAAGUGGCCUGUCUGGGAGUGAGUGAAGUGGGAGCCGGCUCAGAUGUUGCUAGUACGUUGCCUUCAUUUAGUAUCCCACUAGUAUGUUAUUAUGGCCUGACUUCUGCUCGCCCUAAAGCAGAUUCUCAGUAAACACUCAACCACUCUGGGCCGGAAAAGGAGGCUCAAUCUGUUUCUAAUGCGGGUGACAUCAAAGCACAAGCAUGAUUAUAACACUCUUAACACUUAUUUUUACUAUUUUCUACAUUGUAGAAUAAUAGUGAAGACAUCAAAACUAUGAAAUAACACAUAUGGAAUCAUGUAGUAACCAAAAAAGUGUUAAACAAAUCAAAAUAUAUUUUAUAUUUGAGAUUCUUCAAAUAGCCACCCUUUGCCUUGAUGACAACUUUACACACUCUUGGCAUUCUCUCAACCAGUUUCACCUGGAAUGUUUUUCCAACAGUCUUGAAGGAGUUCCCACAAAUGCUGAGCACUUGUUGGCUGCUUUUCCUUCACUCUGCGGUCCGACUCAUCCCAAACCAUCUCAAUUUGGUUGAUGUCGGGUGAUUGUGGAGGCCAGGUCAUCAGAUGCAGCACUCCAUCACUCUCCUUCUUUGUAAAAUAGCCCUUACACAGCCUGGAGGUGUGUUGGGUCAUUGUCCUGUUGAAAAACAAAUGAUACAACAACUGAUUGGCUCAAACUCCACAAAUGUCUUGUUAACAAACUAUAGUUUUGGCAAGUCGGUUAGGACAUCUACUUUGCAUGACACAAGUAAUUUUUCCAACAAUUGUUUACAGACAGAUUAUUUCACUUAUAAUUCACUGUAUCACAAUUCCAGUGGGUCAGAAGUUUACAUACACUAUGUUGACUGUGCCUUUAAACAGCUUGGAAAAUUCCAGAAAAUGAUGUCAUGGCUUUAGAAGCUUCUGAUAGGCUAAUUGACAUCAUUUUAGUCAAUUGGAGGUGUACCUGUGGAUGUAUUUCAAGGCCUACCUUUAAACUCAGUGCCUCUUUGCUUGACAUCAUGGGAAAAUCAAAAGAAAUCAGCCAAGACCUCAGAAAAAAAAUUGUAGACCUCCACAAGUCUGGUUCAUCCUUGGGAGCAAUUUCCAAACGCCUGAAGGUACCACGUUCAUCUGUACAAACAAUAGUACACAAGUAUAAACACCAUGGGACCACGCAGCCGUCAUGCCGCUCAGGAAGGAGACGCGUUCUGGAUCCUAGAGAUUAACGUACUUUGGUGCGAAAAGUGCAAAUCAAUCCCAGAACAACAGCAAUGGAGCUUGUGAAGAUGCUGGAGGAAACAGGUACAAAAGUAUCUAUAUCCACAGUAAAACGAGUCCUAUAUCGACAUAACCUGAAAGGCCGCUCAGCAACGAAGAAGCCACUGCUCCAAAACCGCCAUAAAAAAGCCAGACUACAGUUUGCAACUGCACAUGGGGACAAAGAUUGUACUUUUUGGAGAAAUGUUCUCUGGUCUGAUGAAACAGAAAUAGAACUGUUUGGCCAUAUUGACCAUCGUUAUGUUUGGAGGAAAAAGGGGGUUACUUGCAAUCCGAAGAACACCAUCCCAACCGUGAAGCACGGGGGUGGCAGCAUCAUGCUGUGGGGGUGCUUUGCUGCAGGAGGGACUGGUGCACUUCACAAAAUAGAUGACAUCAUGAGGAAGGACAAUUAUGUGGAUAUAUUGAAGCAACAUCUCAAGACAUCAGUCAGGAAGUUAAAGCUUGGUCGCAAAUGGGUCUUUAAAAUGGACAAUGACCCCAAGCAUACUUCCAAAGUUGUGGCAAAAUGGCUUAAGGACAACAAAGUCAAGGUAUUGGAGUGGCCAUCACAAAGUCCUGACCUCAAUCCUAUAGGAAAUGUGUGGGCAGACCUGAAAAAGCAUGUGCGAGCAAGGAGGCCUACAAACCUGACUCAGUUACACCAGCUCUGUCAGGAGGAAUGAGCCAAAAUUCACCCAACUUAUUGUGGGAAGCUUGUGGAAGGCUACCCGAAACGUUUGACCAAAGUUAUACAAUUUAAAGGCAAUGCUACCAAAUACUAAUUGAGUGAUGUAAACUUCUGACCCACUGGGAAUGUGAUGAAAGAAAUAAAAGCUGAAAUAAAUCAUUCUCUCUACUAUUAUUCUGACAUUUCACAUUCUUAAAAUAAAGUGGUGAUCCUAACUGACCUAAAACAGUGAAAUUUUACUAGGAUUAAAUGUCAGGAAUUGUGAAAAACUGAGUUUAAAUGUAUUUGGCUAAGGUGUAUGUAAACUUCCGACUUCAACUGUAUAUACACAACCGUUCAAAAGUUUGGGGUCACUUAGAAAUGUUUACGUCCAUUUAAAAUAACAUCAAAUUGAUCAGAAAUACAGUGUAGACAUUGUUAAUGUUGUAAAUGGCUAUUGUAGCUGGAAACGGCGGGGGCCUCUGUACGCCUAUCUACAUAGGCGUACAGAUGCCCAUUAUCAGCAACCAGCAGUCCUGUGUUCCAAUGGCACGUUGUGUUUGCUAAUCCAAGUUUAUCAAUUUAAAAGGCUAAUUGAUCAUUAGAAAACCCUUUUGCAAUUACGUUAGCACAGCUGGAAACUGUUGUGCUGAUUACAGAAGCAAUAAAACUGGCCUUCUUGAGACUAGUUGAGUACCUAGAGCAUCAGCAAUUGUGGGUUCGAUUACAGGAUCAAAAUGGCCAGAAACAAAUAACUUUCUUCUGAAACUCGUCAGUCUAUUCUUGUUCUGAGAAAUGAAGGCUAUUCCAUGCGAGAAAUUGCCAAGAAACUGAAGAUCUCGUACAACGCUGUAUUCUACUCCCUUCACAGAACAGCAUAGGGUAGGGCAGUGUGAGCAGGACCAGCAGUGUCAUUUGACUUAACAAACGAGGAUCGGAUGUCGUCAACCUUCUUUUCAAAAUGGUUGACGAAGUCAUCCACAGAGAAGGAGGAGGGUGGGGGAGGGGGAGGAGGAUUCAGCAGGGAGGAGUAGGUGGCAAAGAGCUUCCUAGGGUUAGAGGCAGAUGCUUGGAAUUUAGAGUGGGUACUUCAAGAUAAACAAGUUUUAACCAACAUCUGGCAACCAUCACUGGAGGACCCUCCCAACCGAGAUGGUACCAGCCAGCACCCCAGACGGGACAGUACCUCUAUAACUUAAAUUCUAAGAUAAAUAACAUAGGUUCCUUCGGACUUCCUGGCUCCCAGAGUGACAUGAUAAAUGGAUUGAACACAUUCCCAAAUCCUGUGUAAACACGAAAUAUCAAUAAGGAAGUCAGUCAAUUGAAAUACAUUCAUUAGGCCCUAAUCUAUGGGUUUCACAUGACUGGGCAGGUGCGCAGCCAUGGGUGGGCCUGGGAGGGCAUAGGCCCACCCACAGGGGAGCCAGGCCCAACCAAUCAGAGUUUUUCCCCACAAAAGGGCUUUAUUACAGACAGAAAUACUCCUCAGUUUCAUCAGCUGUCUAGGUGGCUGGUCUCAGAUGAUCCCGCAGGUGAAGAAGCCGUAUGUGGAGGUUCUGGGCUGGCGUGGUUACACGUGGUCUGCGGUUGUGAGGCCGGUUGGACAUACUGCCAAAUUCUCUAAAACGACGUUGAUAUGCCACACCUGUCAGGUGGAUGGAUUAUCUUGGCAAAGGGGAAAUGCUCACUAAGAGGGAUGUAAACAAAUGUGUGCACAAAAUUUGAAAUAAAUAUGCUUUUUGUGCAUUUUGAAAAUGUCUGGAUCUUUUAUUUCAGCUCAUGAAACAUGGGACCAAAACUUUACAUGUUGCUUUUAUAUUUUUGUUCGGUAUAGUUGAUGAUCCCUGAUCUAUACUAUAAUCUGUCCUCAUGGAAAUUGUAUCUCAAAACUACAACAGUGUUCCCCAUAAUGUGAUUCCUUUCGGGCUGCGUGUUAAGACAGUUGUUUGGAAAAUGUUGUUCUACAGAACAAGUCAUAUUUCUCUCUCUCGCUCCUCCAGCCAUCAAGACGAACGCGGUGCGUAAAGGGGAUGAGUAUGUGGUGAACGGUGGUAAGAUGUGGACCACCAACGGCACCCAGGCUGACUGGAUGUGUCUCCUGGCCAACACCAGUGACGGUCCGUCUCACAAGAACAAGUCCCUCAUCUGUCUGCCUAUGAACUCUCCUGGUGAGACACAAUUAUAUAUACUUAGUCUACGAAAACUCUCCAAUAGUCAAUAGCUUCAUCUCCAGUCAUUGACCUUAUGUUCUGAAGUUGAAAGCGGGCUAAUGAAAGAUUCUGUUAGAAUUUGUGCUAAUCUCCCUUUUUAGGGUUCAGUGCCUUGCUCAAGGGCACAUCGACAGAGUUUUCACCUAGUCGGCUCUAGGAUUCGAACCAGCGACCUUUCGGUUACUGGCCGGAUGCUCUUAACCGCUAGGCUACCUGCCACUCUCCAUCUCCCAUUGACUUCAAAUUGUGAUCUAUCAACUACAGAUGAUUAUAUUUAUAGUCACAUUUUAGUAAUACCUCUGAUUACUCACAGCAUGUUCAGUGUUCUGUGCAGAAGACAAUGUCCAAGACCAAGGUGUUAUUAUAAUCUCCAGACAGUCAUUUCACUCCACUGUGUUGUUAUAAUUAGUUAAGACUCAUUCCAUUAGAGAGCUACCAGAUAGCCUCUGGUAUCCCAGCCAAGACACACAUGAUGACGUCUCUCUCCGUUGUCUCCUUUCCCUCACAGGGGUUCACAUCGCCCGCAAGAUCGACAAGAUGGGGAUGUGGUCUUCCGACACGGCCGAGGUCUUCUUCGAUGACGUGCGCGUGCCCUGCAAGAACCUCAUUGGUCAGGAGGGGAUGGGCUUCACUUAUCAAAUGCUUCAGUUCCAGGAAGAGAGACUUUGGGCGUGUGGCAACAGUAAGCAAACCUCUCCAAUUCCAUCGUGUUCCCUUCCUCUCUCCCUCUCUCCCUCCCCCACCCUCUCGCUCUCUCUCCUUCCUACCAAUACUCUCUCUUUUGGUCUCUGGGGUUUUUUCGGUAUUUCAGAGAAUUUCUCAAAGAGAAACGUUAUUAUCUUGAAACGUAAUUUGUCAUCGAGUCAUUCAAAAGGUUUCCGCAUGUCAGCCAGUGUGAAGAAAAGGCCUUUAGCAAAGACAUAAGCAGGAAUAUCUAAUUGAUGGUGACGUGAAGUUCUUGAAAGCUUCUUGCCCUGACUCAUUAUAUCCCAGUUUAUUUAGUCUGGGCUUGAUAACAGUCAGUCUGAGUAGGUUGUUAGCCUUUAGAAAAUAGGGUGCGUCACACGAACACACACACAGAUACACGUACCCACACUGUUAAAUCACUAUAUGCCUCCAUCAGUUUGUAUCAUCCACCCACUUCCAAGUUAAACUAGUGACACACUUUGACCUCCAAGUUAAACUAGUGACACACUUUGAGGGGCAAAAAAAGGACAUUAACUUCCUCACACAACAACUUGUUCACAGCCUCUGCCCACUCCACCAUCUGUAACACAAACAACAUCUAUAUAGACCUAUUUCCUGGGCGCGCCAUGAAAAGUUGCGCGUGCAGUUCGGAAUCAGAAAGCUCUUUGUUUACCUAGCAGUGGAUACGAUCACACGCAACUUCAAAUGCAGCUCAUGCAAGUUAACAAACACGUAAUCAGAUGGUCAUCGCAGAUGUAAUCAGAGGAUUGAUUACCUAGCAAGCCAGCCAGCCAAGUUAAAAUAUCAAAAUUAGAGCUAGAUAAAGCCAGAAUAAUAAUAUACUUGUUAAACAUAACUAUAGCCAUCAGUCUUGCGUGUUUUCAUGGUCAUUACUCACUCACUGUUAAGUUUGCCAAGGUCCAGACUUUAGCGUUAGCUAUCCUGCUACAGAGGUUUUUGGUGCAGGGAUGCACAGUCACGCACAGUUGCUUGGAAACAAAAAACGUCUCUAUACUACCGUUUAUUCCCCUUCAGUUCUAACCAUGAUGGACAACAUCAUCCAGGAGACCAUUCAGUACACCAGACAGAGGAAGAUCUUCAAGAUGCCUGUUCUCUACCACCAGUCAGUCCACUUCAGACUGGCCGAGCUGGAGACAGAGAUCGAGCUGCUGCGCUCCCUCCUCCAUCGCUCCACAGGUGGGUCUGCUCAGGAUAAGAUAAUGACUGCAUCCCAAACGGCACUCCAUUCCCUAUGUAGUGCAUUACUUUUAACCAGGGCCCAUAAAGCUAUGGUCAAUGUAGUGCACUACAUAGGGAAUAGGGUGCUAUUUGGGAUGCAGGCAAUGACUGAUUUCUAUGGGGAAAUGUUGUUUUCAGCUGGGCCUUGUGCAUACAUUAAGCAUAAACACAGGACGUAAGACAGAUACAAACCAGAUACGUGUUUAGAUACAAACCAGAUACGUGUUGGAUACAAACCAGAUACGUGUUGGAUACAAACCAGAUACGUGUUAGAUACAAACCAGAUAUGUGUUAGAUACAAACCAGAUACGUGUUAGGGAAGUUACUCUGAAAAUAUAGUUUACCAUGCUACCAAUUACUUCACACUGGAAGAAGUUAAGCUACACUAAAGCUACUCUUAAGAAAAAUAUAGUUUACUUAACUAAAGUUAUUUUGAAAAUGUAUUUCAAACUACUUUGUGAUAAAUAAUAAUAUAUAAAUCUGAAAUAUCAUAGACUACAAAUUGCAAGAACAGGUCUCUUUGGAGUCAGAUGUUAACAUAAUGUUUAAUUUAGCCUAUUAAACACAAAAAUAUAUGUUUCAAGUGAGAAUUAGGAAGGUCUGAUGCCAGAAAAAGAAAGGACAUUCUUGCCUACUUUACCCAUAUUUUCUAUGUUUUUUUCAGAAACAGUAGUGUGUCAUUCCAGUAGUUAGCUGCACCGCUGCAUGGCAAAAAAGUAAUUAACACUAAAACACUACCAAGAUUAGAAUUUAGCUCAACUACCACCAAGCUACUACAAAAUGGUGUUAAGUUACUAGUUGAACUACACUGCCAGAUAAAUACAAUCAGUAAGUGCAGCCUAUGUAUGAUUCAUAAUAAUAAGAUGUAAACUUUAACAUCUAGGCCAGUAACACAACACAUCUAAUAAUGGUCAUUGUCAGGAGACUGGACACAUCUGGCUGUUGUCCGGGUUCCAUGGCCUUUGAGGGGGUUUAACUAAUGCUCAACCACUUUACCAGACAGUAGCUUCAAUGCACUAGUGCAGCUGUUAAUUGCUUAAUCAGAUAGGGACUAGAGGCAUCUGUUAGGCACAUGUAGACAGUAGACAGACUGUGGCCACUGUACACGUCCCAAUUCUCCCAUUCUCUCCUCUAAACUGAUCUGACAUUAAAGAUCAAUGACAAUAAUAUCAGUAAGUAAUAUCAGUUUAGGACUUAGGAAAGGAAACCAGCAAGGAGAUUGUAGAUACAGACUUAGAGCAGGGUGAGUGAAAUGAAACAGCUUGUACACAUCCUAAAUCUUGGCAUCAACCUCUUCCCUGCGUCUCCCCUCCCCAGCUCUGUACAUCAAGGGCAACGAUGUGACUAAGCUGGCGUCCAUGGCUAAGCUGAAGGCAGGCCGUCUGUCCAGGGAGGUGGGGGACAGCUGCCUGCAGUACUGGGGAGGGAUGGGCUAUACCAGCGAUGUCCUGGUCAGCAGGUUUUACAGGUGAGUGGAGAAGAAGAACUCUAAAAGAAGGUUCAAGACGGCAGCUUAAUUCCCCUUGAUGUUUAUUGCUGACGCGUUUUGGAGCAAGCUCCUUCGUUAAAGCACUGAAUAAACUUUGUGACACAUUAUGUAAAGGUUACAAGUUCUGCUUAUAAACCUGUCAUAAACAUGACUAAAUAUUUAGUUUGCUAACCAUUCAUAAACUUUAUAUAAUGUACAUUUUAUCAUUCGUUCACAUAUUUACUAAUGAUGACUACAUGUAUAAACUAUACUGAACAAAAAUAUAAACGCAGCAUGCAACAAUUUCUACGAUUUUACUGAGUUACACUUCAAAUAAGGAAAUCAGUCAAUUGAAAUAAAUUCAUUAGGCCCUAACAUAUGGAUUUCACAUGCCUGGGAAUACAGAUAUGCAUCUGUUGGUCAAAGAUACCUUUAAAAAAAGGUAGGGGCGUGGAUCAGAACACCAGUCUGUAUCUGCUGUGACCACAGUUUUCCUUAUGCAGCGCGACACAUCUCCUUCGCAUAGAGUUGAUCAGGCUGUUGAUUGUGGCCUGUGGAAUGUUGUCCCACUCCUCUUCAAUGGCUGUGCAAAGAUGCUGGAUAUUGGCGGGUACACAUCGAUCCAGAGCAUCCCAAACAUGCUCAAUGGGUGACAUGCCUGGUGAGUAUGCAGGCCAUGGAAGAACUGGGACAUUUUCAGCUUCCAGGAAUUGUGUACAGAUCCUUGCGACAUGGGGCCAUGCAUUAUUAUUAGUGAUGGCGGCGGAUGAAUGGCACGACAAUGGGCCUCAGGAUCUCGUCACAGUAUCUCUGUGCAUUCAAAUUGCCAUCGAUAAAAUGCAAUUUUGUUCGUUUUUCGUAGCUUAUGCCUGCCCAUACCAUAACCACACAGCCACCAUGGGGCACUCUGUUUAUAACAUUGACAUCAGCAAACCGCUCACCCACACACCGCCAUACACGUGCCAAUUGCAUGUUCAUCUGUAAAUUGCACAUUUUUAGAGUUGCCUUUUAUUGUCCCCAGCACCAGGUGCACCUAUGUAAUGAUCAUGCUGUUUAAUCAGCGUCAUUAUAUAUCACAACUGUCAGGUGAAUGGAUUAUCUUGGCAAAUGAGAAAUGCUCACUAACAGGGAUGUAAACAAAUUUGUGCACAACAUUUGAGAGAAAUAAGCUUUUUGUGCGUAUGGAACAUUUCUGGGAUCUUUUAUUUCAGCUCAUGAAACAUGGGACCAACACUUUACAUGUUGCGUUUAUAUUUUUGCUCAGUGUAUUAUAAGGAAACUCAAAAGGAGUUUAUUUAACCCACUGAUAUAUGCUGUCCUUUCACUGAUCAGAUGAUGCAGUUCAGACCUCUUACAGUAGUACACUAAUCAACUACGGUUAAUACUACUGUAGUCUAAUUACAGCGACACCCAGUGAUGUGGCAAAUUAAGACAUUAUAUGGGUUGCAUCCCAAAUGGCACCCUAUUCCCUACAUAGUGCACUACUUUGGCCAGCGCCUGAGGGUCAAGGGCAGGUCUCACUGUCACUGUCUGGGUCAGUUAAAAGGUCUCGGUUUCAUCACUUCCCCUGAACCUUGCUAUGUACAAAUACUAUGUGUAUGCAGAUGGAUAGUGUAAGGAGGAUAUUCAUGUACGGUAAGUUCAUAACCAGUUGAGUCAAUACAGUUAAGCAAAGGUGCUGUUUUUUCACUGCAAAGAGUUGACUUUCAAUACUAGUUAAUUACACGGACAUUCUGGGUAUUCAGAUUGGUAAUUUUGCUCAGGAAAUUAAACUUAAUUCAUUCAGGCAUCUAAUCAGAAACGAGUCCCCAUUGUCACACUUCAUGGACAAAAUACAUGUGGCUUCCAUGGUUUUUAAGAAUGCGGCAGAGGCAAUAGCUGUCACAGUGACCACAGUGUUCAUUUGUGGAUUUGCGCUUUUCUUUUUGGUUUAAAUACGCAGAGACGCCAGGUUACUGUCCAUUGGAGGAGGCGCUGAUGAGGUCAUGCUGUCGAUCAUCUGCAAGUACAUGGACACCCUACCCAAGCCCCCACCCAAGAAGUGA